AUGAGUUCAAUCCAGUCGCUCGGCCUCCACGAACCCAGCGCUGUGCCCUACCUUGUUUCCGCUUCGAUACUUCCUCCUGAUCCAUCGCCUUCACUGUACAAAUGGACCCUCUCGCGCGUAUACGAGAAAAAUGCCUCAAAAUUGGUGGAAGAGGAGAUUCUCAUCACAGCACAUUGCGUGGUGUGGUCCAGGAACGGCGCAAUUGAAAGAGCGCUGAACCUCAGUGUUGAAGGGGAGACUAUUCUUCAUGCCUUUGUUACCCGGUUUGGUCAGCCUGGUACUGGCCAGAACAGUGGCCAACACCAGAAUGAACGCGUGAAGCCUGGGGACCGUGGUCUAGUGGUGGUGUUCAAAACUCAGGUUCACAUAUUCCUUCUCUCAGGCGACAGCUAUGUUUUCCCUCUGUCCUUUGAGGUUGAGUCUGCGUUUCCGUAUCCAUGCGGGUUCAUACUACAGCGCAAACUGAGCGACAGGGAAUCUGGUGGCUUCGUUGAACAUGUCCACCAUGACCUCAGCACCAUCAAUGAGACUCUGACGUCUAUCGGAGACAACAGCUCUCGACCAUCAUUGAUCUUGCCAGAGAAGCGGCACUCGGACCCUCGACCACUAUCUUCCAGCGCCAGUGGUAUGCCCAGGACCUUUUCAUUCACUGAAAUCAUGUCAGAACUCGGUCUCGUGGUGUGGAGCCCCAACCGGAAAGGUGAAGCCCUCGAAGAAUGCAAUGCUCUCCCUCGUUCAGAGAAGUUAAUCUACAUCACUGCUGGCGACGAAGUCGGCUCUGAGAAGGCAAGUGAUCGACCGGUCUGCAUGGCAUUGACCUUCAACGAAAAAACUGCUACUUUCACUCUCUGGCACGUAAGCGGAGAUGCCAUGAGCGAGCAACAACAAGCACGAAACAAGCAGGAUGGCAACACCAAAUCUCGCGCAUCUUUGAGGAAGAGUUCCAACAUCUAUGGCCGAGACCAUGGCACCCUCAGGGAAAGCCUUUUAGGCUCACGGCCUCCACAUCCAGACGGUGGGCCGUUCUCGUCUUUGGAGGAGCAAAAGUCCUUUCCAGUAAAUGAUCUGGCUUCUCAACUGGGGCCCGAAUUUGGCGACGUCGGAGUGCAAACCCGAUCAGCCCGCAGAGUCAGCUCAAUGCUGGCACGCACGGAUUUGGGUCCCGCAACCGAUCGAAACACAUUCAAUGACCUUGCAAUGGGCCAUGCAGGCCGACAGAGUCUGAAUCGGGCGGGCAGACGAGGCGAGUCAAUCGGCAGCUUCAAUGAUCGGCAGAGCUUUGGUUUUCGACGGAGGAGCUCUUUCCCGACAAAUGCAUCGAUCCUAAGCAAUGGAACCUCAUUCUUGGACAUUUCAGCUCGGGCUCUGUUAGAAGAGUUUGACCCAUUACGGCAAUCCACGCGCCUCGAAGAUGAUACCUUUGACGGCCCAGAAACGAAUUUACCUAAGAGCGUCGGGUUCUUCAAGGUCAAAAGCUUCCCCAGACGGCAGUCAGCUCCCGAGUCCAAUUCAGCAUUCGAAACAAAGGUUUUGCAGCUGAGCAGUGGCACCUCAUUCGAGCAGGAUGGUAAGCAGACAAGGGACGUCUACCUUUGCGUACUAGACAAGAGCACACAGGAGAUGACCAUCGUCAGGGUUUUGGUCAAACGACAUAUCUAUGCCGGUACAAGAAAAUCGACCGUGUCCAAGCAUUCUUUGGAGCUCAAAGCUGCUGAAGUCCGCAGCUUACCGGGUAUAAAGGACGCCUGCACAGUCGUGGAUAGAUCUAUUCAACGAUUAGUCGUCCUAACACAGUCCCGGUCACAGAUGAUUGGCUUGCAGCUCGAGUCGCCAUGGUCUCCGUCUUUCCAAAUCGGACUUCCUGUUCGAUACGCAAUCUACGACCCGCUUGUGAGCCCUCAGCCAUAUAGCCCUAGGAAAGACAAAGAUACGGGAAUCAGGAGGGUCAUACCGGCGAAAGAAGUACAAAUUCAAGCCUUGUUUGACUCGGGCAUUCAAGCACAGAUUUACGUUGUUGAUCAAGACAAGCGCCGGCAUGCGCUGGGAAUCCAACUUGCUCCUCAAGAUCCUCUCGUGCAAAAGGUUCUCAACAUGUGUAACAUGGUGCUAGGUCCAAACCAACAGGAAAGCCUUCUCGUUGCCUUUUGGGAGGUGGCGAGGUGGUUGAAAGGCAGGGAAACACCAGUGACCUCUGAAUGGACUGCACUGCUGGUAGUGCUCUUCUCGCUUGGGGUGCCUUUCAUCAGCAGUCAGCAUUCGCAGUCCACACCAACGCGUCGUCGGACCAAAACUGCUUUUCUUCGGUCCAGUAGUGGAAGUGCCAUCGACCUUACUAAUUACAACCUUAUGCAUCAUGCGGAAGACGAAAUGCCCCAAGCAUUAGGAACGCAAGUGCCUGCUUGGGAAUGGAUGUCUCAGAAACCACCCGAAACAGCAACAGUCACUCCAAAAUCAAAGCACUCACGCGCGGCGAGUGCAACAUCUUUUCAAGAACGUGCCCCCGAGAAGAAGAACGCCUUUUUGCUCACAUGUAUCGCACUGGCACGAGAGUAUACCCAGACUCCCAUUGGGGAAAGCGCCCUUGGACCGGAGGGCUAUUUGCCAACUUCGAUCAACAGAGAGCGAGAACAGCGAUGCAAUGCCAUACCCAGCAUUUUACUCGGACUUCAUCUCCUUUACGAGGAAGACAAACUCAACACUGUAGCAAAUCCUGGCCGGAAGGAUACAAGAACCCGUUUAUUGGUCGCUCUCGUACAGCUGGGGCUGUGGCUAGGAUGGACAGACUGGACCGCUGGGAGCAACACUUACUACGGGCACGAAUCAGCACAAGUCGCUGAAUAUUUGGUCGACGACUCUUUACUCGAUGGUCUCCGAAUCCCAGCCCAGCCAUUUCCGCCGCCGUCGAUCUACGAGCAUUUUGAAAAGUGGAUCAAAGGAAUUUCACCUGCUCCAUUUUUGACCCUGACUCGUUUAUCUGGUUUGCCGGAGCUGAGCAACCAUGACCAUCCAUUGUGGUGGCAAGCAGCAAAUCUGACCCCCCGGACGUUAGAACUCCUGACCUUCAUGGAUCAAGCUAAGGACCAGCUCAGCCCCCACAAAGCAGUCGCAGCUUUGCUUCGGUCGGGAUUGAACGAGCGCGUCCUGAGCACUCUUCCUGACGGAGUAGCUGCCGCAUUCCAUCAAACAAUUGCAUCAUUCCGGUAUAGGGCGGACAAGAUAGGAGACCAGGUGAAUCAACUGAUCCUAGGACGCGAUGUUACAUCACACCGAGGUUACGAUCUAUCUCACCAUUCGUACAAGCCACACUUGGUGCUGCCACCAUCACACGAAGCUGUAAAGGACUAUCACACCGUGUGCUCCUCUGCAACCGAGACGGAAACCCUUCAAAGAUGGGACGCAUCCUCUGAAGCCGACCGACAUGCUAUUAGCAAGUUGAUAUUUAACGAGGAUCGUCGCUUCUCAGAAGCUUCUAAACUUGUCAAUCAGAGCCGACCUCCCGUCGUGGAGUGCACACCCGAGCCUGGCUGGAGUGAUGUGGACAUGUUAGAGGCGCAAAAGGAACUAGCACAUGGGCGCGUCCCCUUGCUCACAGAGAGGGUGCCCUCGCCCGCUUUCAGUCUGCAAUGUAUUAUGAAACCUCGUAACGCGAGUGAGGGGGCUCAAGCCAUGACUUUCAGCGCCGACAAAGCCACCUAUACAGAAGAGAAGGUGUGUUGGGCAUUCUUUCAUAACGGCGCCUCGACGGGCCUCAUGAUCUCGACCGACGCCAAAGGAAUCAACACCUCAUGGAUACAGUUCAAUAAGCCGCCUGACUUGACAAACCGCCAUGCUGGAUUCUUGCUUGCUCUUGGUCUCAACGGACAUCUUCGAACACUAGCCAAAUGGGUUGCAUUCAAGUACCUCACACCCAAGCACACGAUGACAUCCGUCGGACUCUUACUCGGACUAUCAGCCUCUUUCCUAGGGACCAUGGACACCUUGAUCACACGGCUGCUCUCGGUCCACGUCACACGUCUACUGCCGUCUGGCGCAGCCGAACUCAAUCUAUCUCCAUUGACACAAACUACUGGAAUUAUGGGAAUUGGGCUUUUGUAUUGUAAUUCUCAGCACCGUCGCAUGUCUGAAGUCAUGCUGUCAGAAAUUGAGAACGAUGACCCCGAAGAGGGUGUUGCAUUUGACAACGUGCUUCGCGAUGAGGGUUACCGCCUGGCCGCCGGAUUUUCGUUAGGACUCAUCAAUCUUGGGCAGGGCAAACGCCUUCAUGGACUCCAUGAUAUGGGUGUUGUUGAACGCCUUCUCACCAUCGCCGUGGGCACGAAGAAUGUGAAUAUGGUCCAUGUCCUCGACCGUGCAACUGCAGGUGCUGUCAUGGCCAUCGCUUUCAUUUUCAUGAAAACCAACGAUAGAGCAAUCGCGCAGAAAGUCGAUAUUCCAGAUACAUUGCACCAGUUCGACUAUGUGCGACCAGAUAUAUUCCUUCUUCGGACUCUUGCGCGGCACCUGAUCAUGUGGAACUCGAUUCAACCCACGGACGAUUUUAUCGGUAUGUCGCUUCCCGAGCCCUACAGGUCGAGAAUCGAUCUGAAGGCUACGAAGUUUCUCAGCACUGAAGACAUGCCGUUCUUCAACAUUAUUGCCGGGGUCUGUUUUGCCAUUGGGCUGAGAUUCGCGGGCUCUCAACGACAAGACGUUCGCGAUCUUCUCGUCUCUUACUUGGACAAUUUCAUCCGUCUAAGCCGUCUGCCUGCGCAUAACUACGAUUCACAAAUUACCCUCAACAGCGUACGCAACUGCCUCGACACCCUAGCCCUGGCUUCAGCUACCGUUAUGGCUGGUUCAGGCGAUUUAGUCGUUAUGCGCCGUCUGCGUGCUCUUCAUGGACGUACCGAUAAAGAUACGCCAUUCGGAAGCCACUUGGCGGCACAUAUGGCGCUUGGUGCAUUGUUCCUAGCCGGCGGCACACGGACCUUUGGAACCUCAAAUCUAGGAAUUGCGAGCCUGUGUAUCGCCUUCUAUCCGAUCUUUCCGAAUGACGUCCUCGACAACCGCGGCCAUCUUCAAGCUUUGCGGCAUCUAUGGGUGCUUGCUGCCGAGGGGCGCUGUCUCGUGGCAAGAGACGGUGAUGCAGGCGGCUCUGUCACGGGUGGCAUGACCGGCUGCAUCAACCUGAAAAAUGGUGAGACGCAGACAAUCCCCUUGCCAGGAUUGAUACCAGAAUUCGACACCAUUAAAUCCAUAGACAUCAAGGGCGAAGGCUUCUGGGAUGGUCACCUCGACUUCGAAGCUGGAGGUCAAUCGCUGCGAGAAAAGAUCAAGAGCGAAAAUGCCGUGAAUGUGGUCCUUCGGCGCCGGACAGUGUACGACGAGCCCCCGAAGAAUCUUUUCAUGGCGGAAUUGCAAGCAAAGGCCUUGGCAAUGGGCAUUCCAAGUAUCGAUCCCAAUGCUUUUCCUUCCUAUACUAGUACGUUCGCCUCCAGCUCUGUAUCUGGAGCUGGCAUUGCUGCGAGCGCCGCGAGGUCAACAACCCCGAACCCAUUCGAGUGGAUUUUCGAGAUUGGGCCUCUCAGGGACUUUGACCAUGCGGAAAGAGCGCUGAUUCUAGGUCCCACACCGAUCGAUGGGAAGGAAGCGAGCAGAGCUACAGUAGUGGAUUCCCGACUCGAAUUUGAACAAGGAGUUCUCCCUCGGAGUAAUCCUGUGGUCCAAAACGGCGGCAUGGGGACUGGCCAGAUUGAUAAGGACAAACUGUGGCAGUUGAGGUUGUUGUUCGCCUGGUUGGAUCGAUGGGAAAGGGAGGAUGAGGAACAUGAUCGAAGAAAACACAUGACCGAGCGAGUUGGGGGAAGUCCUAGAGGGGGCAACAGUGGCAAUGAAGACGCGGACAAAUGGUUCUCGGACAGGGGAGGGACCUGGCUGAGAAGAGAGGUGAUCGAGAAGCUGAAGUGGAGGGUGUGGAAUUUGACGACAGGGGCCAACGACGAGGAUCAUGGGGCGAGAGACUAUGACGCCAACGAGAUGUUGUGA
Messenger RNA from Fonsecaea nubica, 6024 nucleotides. RefSeq lists its product as hypothetical. The coding region runs from base 1 to 6024 and encodes 2007 amino acids. Gene Ontology annotation, biological process: anaphase-promoting complex-dependent catabolic process; metaphase/anaphase transition of mitotic cell cycle; protein K11-linked ubiquitination. The transcript is spliced from 2 exons. Gene Ontology annotation, cellular component: anaphase-promoting complex. The record is from RefSeq and is a predicted model, not a curated record. NCBI's taxonomy places the organism in Eukaryota, Fungi, Ascomycota, Eurotiomycetes, Chaetothyriales, Herpotrichiellaceae. Gene Ontology annotation, molecular function: molecular adaptor activity.